AUGCGCAGCGAUGCCAAGGACGGAGAGACGAUUGAUCCCGAGUGCAAAGUGGCCAUCGUUUUGGGCGGAUCAUCCGGGAUGGGGCUGAGUGCAGCUGAUUCUCUUCUUUAUUACGGUGCUCGAAUAGUGAUAUUGGCCGACGAGGAUCCAUUGGAGGGAAAAAAUGCUGCCCAAAACUUGUGUGAUUUCUAUGGAAAAAAUCGAGCACGAUUUUUUCGUUGCGAUCUACGGAGUUUUUGCCAACUAGAAGGCGUCUUCGAGGAGGCGGUCUGCAAGUACAAGAAGGUCGAUGUGCUCUUCAGCAAUCUCGAUAGGAGUAAUUCACGUGUUUAUUCGUCGCGAGUUAGAAAUUGCAAUCAAGUAUCCAACGUCCCUGAGAUCGAUGACACCAAACUGAGCAAUACGGCGAGAGCGAUAAAAGCUGGAGUAAAGUACAUGGGAUCUCGUGAAAACGAUAAAAGUGGGGGAAUAAUAAUAAAUGGCGCGACCAUCAUCGGUUUCAUGGGAUGGCCGGAAGAUCCUAUGCCAAUUUAUUGCUUCAACAAGGAACCAGUCGCCGAAACGACCAUGGAUUCAGCUAAAAUUUAUGCUCCGGAGAAAACGGGAGUUAGGAUAGUUGCACUUUUAAGAUCGCAGAGGCCAUUCUCGGAAAUUGGUUUACCCGAUUUUCCAAAUUCUGGUGCAGAUGAAAGGUGCAACGAUCAUUCAGAAUCUCGAAUCGGUAAAGCUUUGAUCCACGUAAUGUCACGAGCCUCGACGGGAACGACGUGGCUUUCCGAACCAGCCCCGUGCAUUCGCGAAAUCCCAUGGCAAAUUCAUUUUCCACCUCGACACGGCGAGAGCGUGGAUCCUCGAAUUUAUGAAAAGCAAAAACAGAAUUACGCGAUGGCUUUUAAACCCAUUGUUACCGCAUCUUCCACCAGUUGCAACGCAAAUUGUCCCCAGCGGAUGGAGUAUAAAAAAAAAUGAGAGAGGGCAAGUUAUUUUAGUCGGAUUAAUCGGGCUCAGUAUUUAUCAAACGAUAAAAAAUCGUAACAAAUGAGCCACAUUUUAUUGAAC
Venturia canescens is the source of this 1059-nucleotide messenger RNA. Its product is annotated as 15-hydroxyprostaglandin dehydrogenase [NAD(+)]-like. The transcript has 7 exons. Gene Ontology annotation, cellular component: cytoplasm. The record is from RefSeq and is a predicted model, not a curated record. Gene Ontology annotation, molecular function: oxidoreductase activity, acting on the CH-OH group of donors, NAD or NADP as acceptor. NCBI's taxonomy places the organism in Eukaryota, Metazoa, Arthropoda, Insecta, Hymenoptera, Ichneumonidae. The coding region runs from base 1 to 969 and encodes 322 amino acids.